Molecule: messenger RNA, 566 nt
Organism: Homarus americanus (American lobster)
Lineage: Eukaryota; Metazoa; Arthropoda; Malacostraca; Decapoda; Nephropidae
Gene: RpS19a
Product: 40S ribosomal protein S19-like
Exons: 5
Coding region: 78-542 (154 amino acids)
Biological process (GO): ribosomal small subunit assembly; translation
Cellular component (GO): ribosome; cytosolic small ribosomal subunit
Molecular function (GO): structural constituent of ribosome; RNA binding
Source: RefSeq, a predicted model, not a curated record
UGGUCACUUGUCCCCCUACGACGUGACGUCAUAGAGAGGCCUGACUCCUUCCCUCACAUCAUCAACAAGACGCCAAGAUGCCGAGUGUCAGCGUAAAGGACGUUAACCAGCAAGGUUUCACGAAGGCUUUUGCAGAGUUCCUUAAAAAGUCAGGAAAGGUCAAGGUGCCAGACUGGGCUGAUCUCGUUAAGACGGCCAAAUUCAAGGAGCUUGCCCCCUACGAUGACGACUGGUUCUAUACGCGUGUGGCCGCUGUUGCCCGCCACAUCUACCUCCGUUCUCCCGUUGGCGUAGGAAGCGUCCAGAAGGUCUUCGGCGCACGUCAGAGUCGAGGCACCGCUCCUUCCCACUUCUGCAAGAGCUCAGGUGCCGUAGCUCGCAAGGCUCUACAGACCCUGGAAACCCUCAAACUGGUCGAGAAGGCUCCCAGCGGCGGCCGACGUCUCACCUCCCAGGGCCACAGAGAUCUGGACCGUAUAGCCGCUCAGAUGAAGGCCGCGGCAAAGGUCAAGCCCGCCCCCAUCGUUGUCACUGCUCAGUAAACGAAUAAACUAAGUCUUUCGUGA